This is a messenger RNA of Dentiscutata erythropus, 363 nucleotides long. NCBI's taxonomy places the organism in Eukaryota, Fungi, Glomeromycota, Glomeromycetes, Diversisporales, Gigasporaceae. The record is from the annotation of a GenBank genome assembly.
AUGGACGAAACUCCUGUUAAUUUUGAUAUGGUGGGUGCUCUUAUGCUUGAUAAUCGUGGUGUUAGAGUCCCUAAGGGAUGUUAUUCUCCUGAAGUAGUUGUUAAAAUGCAUGAAAAUGAAUGGAUAGAUGAAGAGUUGAUGGUAGACUGGUUAGAAUUGGUUUGGAAACAAAGACCUGGAGGGCAAAAGAGGUCGUUAUUAGUCUUUGAUUCUUUUGAAGGACAUCUUACUAUAUCAGUAAAAAACAAAUGUUAUAAAAUAAAUACGGUCUUGGGAGUUAUUCCUAGUGGACUCACCUCUAUAGUACAACCUUUAGACGUAAGCAUCAAUAAAUCUUUUAAAGACCAGCUUCAUGAAAAAUAG